CAGUUGUCUAUAGUGUUGUGUCACACGACUAUCAAUGGAAAGAUCAAACACCAGAAGAACUCCUCUUUGGCCAUACCAUCGAAACAGGACUCACCGAAUAAACCGGUUUUGGAGCACUCACUGCACCAACUGUUACGAGAGUUGCAUCACAACACACUUCAUCACCCAAUGCCACACCCGACCACUGCCACACUCGGCGUCAGUCGUAAGCGGUAUUUGGCCGGUCCUGAGGCCUACGACCGACAGACGAUCGCAGAAUUGAGCAAAAGUGACACCAUUUUGGAGCAAAUCAUAGCCCAAACACAGCACGACUUGUUGCGGUUGCGGACAAUGUUUAUGAUCGACACACUCGCCUCUGAGAUCAAAGACCCCAUAAUUGUGGCCCAUUGGCUGUGUCUCAACAGCGCCACCAAAAGUAGCGUCAAAAUCAAUAUCGUUUCGUAUGGAUACGAAUCCCUGUGCAGAACACCUCUGGUUAUCCAUAUCUCUACCAAAUCAUUAAAAGCCAUUCUUAGGGACGGAAGGGUUAUAAACAUGUCAUACGAAUCACAAGAAUUGCGUUAUUUACUACUCAAUCAGGUAUCACAACAUCAAGUGUUUGCCAUUCAAGCGCUGGCAAAACCAAUGGGUUGGAGAGUCCUAUCACUCAAUAUAAACGUAGGCGUCGGUCACGUGGAGCCCAUCGGUACGGCCUCUUCCAUAGUAUUGGUUUCACCGAACGGCGAUCGAUGUGGACCACAUUCAGGAAUUGAGGUGAAGAUGUGUUGUUCGCCUCAAGAGUUCUACGCGAGUGCUUUAGUUCGGGACCGAAAGUGGCAGAACCUGACCGGCAGUUAUCGUGAAGUCGAUUGGGAGCGCAUUGAGGGCAAGAAUUUCAUCAAUAAAAUUGAAUAUCUUAUGGCAAAUGACGAGACUCUGGAUGGAGUGGAGAACUCGGACCUGUCCUGGCCUGACCACGAGGUCGGCACCAUUCAG
Messenger RNA from Medioppia subpectinata, 975 nucleotides. NCBI's taxonomy places the organism in Eukaryota, Metazoa, Arthropoda, Arachnida, Sarcoptiformes, Oppiidae. The record is from the annotation of a GenBank genome assembly.